CCAAGAGCGGCAGCACCAGGCCUCAGAUUUUAAACACGUGUAAAAUCGCCUAUAAAACUGUUUUUAACUCUCCAGGAACUUAAAAAAGGUGUAUGACAGUGCACCUCCAAGAGACUCGGGAAGAGGACGGUUGUUUGGGUUUUACAUGGAAAACUAUCGAACAUGGAAGACAAUGAACUAAUCCUAUUUUUAUGUUUGAUUGUUUUUGCUUAUAGGAUAAACACGAAAGUACUUAUUGAAAUUUUUGACUUUUUACCUAGGCGGCAACUUUCAUAACCUAACUUUGUUACUAUGUUGUUUAGGUUUUACUGUUUGACUUAUAAUGAUGAGUUGAUAUAGUAGUUACUAUUUGGAAACUCAUUAAUAAGGUGUGUGAAUUGGUUUUGUGAACUUUCUAUCUGUUUUGCAUUGAAGUUAAAGUAGAUACUGCAGUCAUGAAAAUGGCUUGGCAACCCCAAGAAGAAGGACUCAGGCAAAUUCUUUUGCUUCUUAAAGAGUCUCAAUCACCUGAUACAGCUACUCAGAUUGCGGUUCAGCAUAAGCUGGAGGAAUUGAACAAAUAUCCUGAUUUCAAUAACUACCUUAUUUUUGUCUUGACAAAGGUCACUACCGAAGAUGAACCCACUAGAUCUCUAAGUGGUUUAAUAUUGAAGAACAAUGUUAAAACAAACUAUAGUAGAAUUAGACCCGAAGUUCUCAACUUUGUUAAGGAAGCUUGUUUGACUGAUGUGGGUGAUCCUUCUCCACUUAUCAGGGCUACUGUUGGUAUAAUUAUAACAACGAUUGCUUCUAAAGGAGAAUUGACAACAUGGCCAGAAUUACUUCCAGCCCUGUGUAGUAUGUUGGACUCUCAAGAUUACAAUGUCUGUGAAGGUGCUUUUGGAGCUUUGCAAAAGAUAUGUGAAGAUUCUACUGAACUUUUGGAUAGUGAUGCUCUUAAUCGACCUUUGAACAUUUUGAUUCCGAAAUUUAUUCAAUUUUUUGGACAUUCCAGUUCCAAAAUUAGAUCCCAUGCUGUAGCUUGUGUCAAUCCUUUUAUAAUUAAACGAACUCAAUCACUUAUGUUGCAUAUAGAUUCCUUCAUUGAAGGGCUCUUCAGCCUAGCUAAUGAUAAUGAGCCUGAAGUUCGUAAAAAUGUUUGUAAAGCACUAGUUAUGUUAUUAGAAGUUCGAAUUGAUAGGCUUAUUCCACAUCUGCACAACAUAAUUGAAUACAUGUUGACAAGAACUCGAGACGGUGAUGAUAGUGUGGCUUUGGAAGCCUGUGAAUUUUGGCUAUCUUUGGCUGAUCAACAGAUUUGUCGUGAAGUGCUUAGCCCACAUCUAGCUACAUUAGUUCCUAUAUUAGUCAAUGGAAUGAAAUAUUCAGAAAUCGACAUCAUACUCUUGAAAGGUGAUAUUGAAGAAGAUGAAAUGAUCCCUGAUAAAGAAGAAGAUAUCAGGCCUAGGUUUCAUAGGUCUAAAACGCACACCAUCAAGCAACACCCUCCAGACAAUGGAGGAGGCAGUGAUCAUACUGAUGAUGAUGAUGAUUGUUUGGAUGAUGAUUCAUCUCAAUCAGAUUGGAAUUUAAGAAAAUGUAGUGCUGCUGCAUUGGAUGUUCUAGCCAACAUUUUUCGAGAUGAUCUUUUACCUGUUUUAGUUCCAAUAUUGAAAGAAACCUUGUUUCAUCAGGAAUGGGACGUGAAAGAGUCUGGUAUUCUGGCUCUGGGUGCUAUAGCUGAAGGUUGUAUGAGUGGAAUGAUACCUCACCUGAGCGAACUAAUUCCGUAUUUAAUCAGUUGCCUCUCCGAUAAGAAAGCACUUGUAAGGGCUAUCACCUGCUGGACUUUAUCUCGAUAUGCCCAUUGGGUAGUUUCACAGCCUCAUGAUAAUUAUUUAAAACCUUUGAUGACUGAAUUGUUAAAGUGUGUGUUAGACCCUAACAAAAGAGUACAGGAAGCUGCUUGCUCUGCUUUUGCCACCUUAGAGGAAGAAGCAUGUACUGAACUAGUUCCUUAUCUUGGUUAUAUAUUAGAAACAUUAGUUUUUGCAUUUAGUAAAUACCAGCAUAAAAAUUUGUUGAUCCUCUAUGAUGCCGUUGGAACUCUGGCUGACUCUGUUGGGCAUCAUUUAAAUAAACCUGAUUAUAUUAACCUUCUCAUGCCACCCCUUAUUGAAAAGUGGAACAUUCUAAAAGAUGAAGACAAAGAUUUAUUCCCUCUGUUAGAGUGUUUGUCUAGCGUCGCGACAGCCCUCCAAAGCGGGUUCCUCCCUUACUGUGAACCCGUUUAUAAAAGAUGUGUUUCGCUAGUUGAACAAACACUAAAUCAACAUAUUGCUAACACCCAAAACCCUAAUGAGUUUGAUGCUCCUGAUAAAGACUUCAUGAUUGUCUCCUUAGAUCUUCUUUCGGGUUUGGCUGAAGGAUUAAAUGGACAUAUAGAAAAAUUGGUAAGCAACUCUAACAUGAUGCAGCUUUUAUACCAGUGUAUGCAAGACCCGAUGCCUGAAGUGAGGCAGAGCAGUUUUGCUCUUCUAGGAGAUUUAACCAAAGCAUGUUUUCAGCAUGUUCACCCCUGUAUUUCCGACUUUCUCCCAAUCCUUGGUCAAAAUCUCAAUCCUGAGUUGAUUUCAGUCUGUAAUAAUGCAACUUGGGCAAUUGGUGAGAUUUCAAUUAAGCUUGAGGGAGAAGAAAUGCGCCCAUACAUACCAUUAGUCCUUAACCAGCUGAUGGUUAUAAUUAACAAAACUAAUGCUCCUAAAACUCUGUUGGAAAAUACUGCUAUAACAAUUGGGCGGUUAGGGUAUGUUUGCCCACAUGAAGUCGCCCCAAUGCUACAACAGUUUGUACGGCAGUGGUGCACAUCCCUCAGAAAUAUUAGAGAUAAUGAAGAAAAAGAUUCUGCAUUUCGAGGUAUGUGCCAGAUGAUUGCUGUAAAUCCUGGAGGUAUUGUGCAAGAUUUCAUAUUCUUUUGUGAUGCAGUUGCAUCCUGGGCAGCUCCGAAAGAAGAUUUGAAGGAAAUGUUCUCCAAGAUCUUGCAUGGAUUCAAGAAUCAAGUUGGGGACGAGAAUUGGAAGAGGUUUGUCGACCAGUUUCCAGCUCAGCUUCAAGAGAGGAUGUCGGCCAUGUACAAUGUCUGAAGAGAAGGUCAAACGUCUAUAGAACUGGGCAUAUAUUGCGACAGGAACCGCAGCGGGCCGAGGGAAGGGCGGGGGGAAGAGCAAGUAGCCUCUUUAUAUCAACUCAUUUAUUUUAAAAUCAUUUGUUCACGGGGGCCAAAUUUAUCUCUUCUCAACUAGUAAAUUGGUUAAAUCCAUUAUUUUCACUCAGGCAUACUCUAUCUUGAUUUUUAAGUUUAUUUUUUGUAUACAUUAUUUGACAAAUGUUCAUUUUUGCCUUCUUUUUUUUUUCUUUAUAAAGAACAUUAUACCACUGUUUUGAAACAUUUGUUUUAGAAAAGUUGGUGUUUUUUAUUUAACAAAUUUGCCUACCUGUAUGAAAAAUUGAAGGGUUGUACUCUUCUAAAAAAUGGUUAAUCUGAAAUUUUGCUGUUUAAGUAAUUUUAUUUAAGCAGAAGUCAUCAACCAGAGCAUAUAUAAGAAAGAUUUAAAAUGAUCUGAAAAGUGCAACCCUUACAUUUGUUUAACUGUAGUUAUUGUAAAUUGCUAUUUUUUUUUUUUUUUCUUUCAUUUCUGUUGAAAGUACUGAACACUUCCACAUCGGGAGAGAACAGUACAAACUGUGCGCUUGGCUUGAAAACUAACUUAGCUAAAUGUGUGUGUUCGUAACCUGGAAUGUUAUCUUGUCAAUGUUGGUCGACCAAGCGUAGUUUGAAAAAUCUAAGUGUCCAUAUGACAUUGCACUCUUAGAGUGCUCAAGAAAAAAAAAAAAAAAGUAUAUCUAUAUCUAUAUAUAUAUACAUAUAUAUUAUAAAAAUAUAAAAAAAAAAUACAAAAAAAAAGUCCAAGAGCUUGAAAGAUAAAAAAUACAGUGUUUAGGAAAUUUUGAGUUGUUUAUUAUAUUGAUAUUAUAUAUAAAAAUUAUAAAUGUCUUUAUAAAAAGAAAGUGUAAAUGAUCUAGUUUGGAAAAUGCCGCUUACAUUUACAAUUGGUCGUGAUCAAUUUUUAUCUGUAGUCAUAUGUAAAUAAUCUUGUAUUAGUUUUUAAAUCAGAGUCUUUUCAUGUGCCUCUUGAAAAAUAAUGUCACUAGGUGGAAAUUUGGUAAAUUGUGUAAUUGUUCUUCUUGCUUACAGCCAAAGUGAUUAUUUCUUUUUCGUUAAAAUUUUGGUUUCUUUUUGUUAUAUUUUUUAUUUUACCUGCAUGUAAAUCAGAUUGUUUCAUUCGAUAAUAGUUACAGUUACAUAUUCAAGUUAAAUUUUGUAAUAAAGUAAUUGUAUAAAUUAUAAAUAUAGUUUUUAAUUCUA
Messenger RNA from Nezara viridula (southern green stink bug), 4405 nucleotides. Lineage: Eukaryota; Metazoa; Arthropoda; Insecta; Hemiptera; Pentatomidae. The record is from the annotation of a GenBank genome assembly.